Schistocerca nitens (vagrant locust) is the source of this 1682-nucleotide messenger RNA. RefSeq lists its product as uncharacterized. The coding region runs from base 89 to 460 and encodes 123 amino acids. The record is from RefSeq and is a predicted model, not a curated record. Lineage: Eukaryota; Metazoa; Arthropoda; Insecta; Orthoptera; Acrididae. The transcript is spliced from 3 exons.
CUCGUUUUCCGUACGGUCCUGAAUAGUUUAAAAAUGUUUCAUUCCUGGGAAUAGGUUCUUUGAUGUUUCGUAAACUGAUAUCCCGAAAAUGAGUUGCAAUCGCAUAUCUCAUCGUGUGAAGGACGAGAGAAAUGUUUGUCGGUCAACUCAUCCUGGCAUUGCAGUUACUGACCGCUUUGCCUCGCACAAGGGAAACGAAUACGCCACACCACCCCUUCCACUCUCACCUUCGGCAACGAGCGGAGAGAGUGGAGGGAAGGUUGCUGUCCUUUCUCUGACACUGUUUACUCUGGUGGAAACAACUCUGCAACCGAGGGCACCGAAUUUUCAGUAUUUUGAGAGGCCAAAGUAUCGAUACCCAUAUUAUGAUGAACAAGGAAGAGGACGUCUUUUGUAUGGAUAUGGAGGGUCAGACUUAUAUCAGUAUAAAGCCUAUUCCCCACUUGAAGGAAUUCAUUAAUUUAUGCUACAGAUUAUAUCAAUAACGUAAGAAAUAAGUUUUGUGUUUAAGACAGAUGAUAGGCAUUGUGUUAAACCCAUCAUCACUAGUUUCUUUUCAAAAGUGUACUGUAGUUUGCUGCACAUACAGUAAUACUGCAAUCCAGGACAAUUGUAAAGAGACAUGAUUCUCCAUUAUGCAUGAGCAACUGUCAACAUUGUUUCUGCCAUGUGGACCUGAAUUUUGUUCUGUAUAUAAAUGUAAAUUACAAGCAUUUCUUGCACAAUUUUUACUAGACAGAUCAAAAUAAUUGUACUCUGUCCACAAGCUUUCAUGUUGCAUCAAUAUUAUUUUUCAUGUUCACUUUACAGCUAUGUUAAAUUAUUGGUCAGAAUAUAACUAGAAAAAAAAUUGACAUAAUUUUGUAUACAAUAUAUUACAGAUUGAGACAGAAAUGGUGUAUCUUUUGAAACUACUGUUACCUAAUGGUCACUUCUUCAUACUAACAUAUUUGUAAGCAACAUUGUAAGGUCAUUUUCAGUGCCUGUAGAUGGUACUAUUCAGUUCCAAGUUUACUAAGGAUUGCAAAUUCCAUUAGCAACCAAGAAAUCAGUGAAGCAAUAACUUUUAACUGAAUAUUAAAAACUAACAUAAUAAUGCAACACUUCAGUAUGUUAUCACUCCAUUCUGUUGUGAAGGGUCAUUCCAAACAUACGCUGCUCAGAUUUUGCCAAACCCAGUAUUAUUGUAAGUAGUAGCUAGACCAUUUACCUGGCUCAGAAUAACAAAGUGAUUGCCCAGUUAAUUGCUUACAAAACAGUAAUGAUAGCAGCAAUCAGAGAAUGAGCUUAGACAUGCCUUCUAUUUUGUUAACCGGGUUGAUUCAUUUUCAUUUUUGGAUUUUUUUCUCAUGGCAUGUCGCUUUUACACGAAGGAAUAUCCUAAACUGAAACCUAAUACACCCCAUCAACGAGCAGCAUGUGCACGUGUUUAGAAUAGAAAGGCCGAGUCAUUCCUGCCGCAAUGAUAUUGUGAGUGAAGACAAAUAUGAACCAACAGCACCAUACGCUCCCAUAUUCAGCUGUCAAUCACUUUCUUGUUCUGAUCAAGGUACACAAUAAUUUUCACAAUAGAAACAAUUUAUUUCUUAUACUGAAACCUAAUAAAAAUAAGAAUGAAUUUUUUAUACAUUUCAUUUCUGUACAAAAGUUUUGUGGAAUUUGACUGAAUUCUGAAGAAAUUU